AUGGCAGAAAAUAAAGUAUUUAAAAUAGUAGAGUUCAUAGAGUACUCCACAAGUGAUAAAAGAAGUGUCGAUGUCGUUUAUGCAACACACAUCAGGUAUGACUCUGUUCGAGGUUUAUUAGCCAAAUUCAUGGAUGGUCCAUCAUAUACAAAAGAAGAUUCUCAAUUAAUUCGGGAGAUAGUAAAAAAUAAAGUAUCUGCGCCUGAAGACUGGCCGGAGUUUAAAGUCAAAAUUAUCGUGGAGACAGAAACUUAUGAAGAAGCUUUAAUGAAGCUUCAAGAUUUGGAUAAAAAAAAUUACUGUUGUACAACUGAUUCAGAAGAGGUUUUAACGCCUGUCAAAAAAGUUAGCAAAAAUUUUAAUGAAGAAACGCAUACUGAUGAAGAAGAAGAUAUUGAUCAAUUGUUUGACGUUCCAGGAUUAAAUGAAGAUCUCAUUAAAAACCCUUCUGACUUAAAUGCAUCCACUGAAGUAGGUGAAACAUCUGCAUGCAUUAGCAUUAUUAAUGAAAAACAAGAUGGUUCCAAAAAGAGGAAACAAAAUUUUAAUGAGUCAUCUUCAGUGGCAAAUAAGAAAUUUAAAGAUUCUAAUAAUAUUAAUGAGAAAAUGAAUAUAAUUUUCGAUAAGAUACAGAAGAUAGGAGAAGAUGUCGAAUAUAUGAAAGGGGAAUUAAAAGAAUUAAAAAAGAAGAACGUUCAAUAUGCUCUGUGCCAGGAAACCAUGUCGGAGAAUUUAGCUUCUAAAUUCGAAGUUAACCUUCCACUGCAAACUAUGGAAGAAUUUGAAAAAUUAGAGGGACUUUUACCUACUAAUAAAGAACUGCAGCACUCUUUGAAAUCGGCCCUGUUAUACAACGUAGAUUUAAGAGCAGAUUUAAAAAAAAUUCUUCGCCAAAUUUUGUCUUCUUUAUUCAGCCGUGAGGUGGCAAUGAAAUUCACAGCAUCGAAACCAAUGCCGGAAAAGAAAAUAUUAAAUAAGACAAAUUGCUGCAACCUUAUUGAGGGUCUAAUACCAUUCAAAUCUAUGGCAACUAAAGAAAAGUAUUCCAAACCAGAAAUAAUUGGUGCAAUGGGAUACGUUCUUACACGCUCUUACGAUUGGGGUAAUGGCAGGACUGAAAGAAGAAAAAAAAAAGACAAUAAUGAUAUUAAUGUUUAAGUACAUUUAAGUUUUUCUUAUUAAUAUUUUUUAUUACUUUUAUUAAAUAUAUGUACCUAAAUAGAGUUAAAAUAA
Messenger RNA from Leptopilina boulardi, 1233 nucleotides. RefSeq lists its product as uncharacterized. NCBI's taxonomy places the organism in Eukaryota, Metazoa, Arthropoda, Insecta, Hymenoptera, Figitidae. The transcript is spliced from 6 exons. The record is from RefSeq and is a predicted model, not a curated record. The coding region runs from base 1 to 1158 and encodes 385 amino acids.